This is a messenger RNA of Anguilla anguilla (European eel), 736 nucleotides long. Its product is annotated as homeobox protein vent1-like. NCBI's taxonomy places the organism in Eukaryota, Metazoa, Chordata, Actinopteri, Anguilliformes, Anguillidae. The transcript has 2 exons. The annotation marks the transcript as partial. The record is from RefSeq and is a predicted model, not a curated record. Gene Ontology annotation, molecular function: DNA binding.
ACAUUAUUCAAUUCUUGUUCAGUUUCAGAAAACAGCGGCUAUUCGUCCGGGUACGAGAGCGAGGCUGCUACCGUUGAAGGCCAGUCCAUUGAAGAGGUCCAAGAAAGAGAGAGUACAGUGAGGAUUCACCGCAGAGCCCGCACCAAGUUUACUUCUGAACAGAUUUACAAACUGGAGAAAACCUUCAAAAAGCACAAGUACCUGGAUCCUACCGAGAGAAUUAAGACGGCAGAGAAACUGAACCUCUCUGAAACGCAGGUGAGAACCUGGUUUCAGAACCGGAGAAUGAAACUGAAGCGCGACGUGCAAGACUGGAGCACACAUCACUGUGCUCCCACUGUUCUGAUCCCGGCCGCUUUCCUGUCGUGGCCUCCUGCGUUUCAGCACCACGACGGCGCUGGACAGCGACUCCCUUUCAUUCCCGCAGCCCUGGCACAGGCACGCUACCAACACCCGAUGUAGCAGAUACCGACACAGCAAGCGCGGCAGCUAAUGCACUCAUCUGUUACUGAGUGAAACUCUUUGGGGUCUUUUAACAUCAAAGACAUUGGGAUGGGGGAAAUAUAGCCUUUUUGUUAUUUUUAUUCAAAUGUGCAUUUUUGAACAAUGAAAUGUACGUGUAUUGUCAAAUAUUGUAAAGAGAAGAUAAAUAUAUUUAUUUUUUCACAAAUUAAAAUAUUCGUUAUACUGUAUCCUUCAUAGCAUUUUGUGUGAACUUUGUUUUAAUCAAGUGUAG